Messenger RNA from Opisthorchis viverrini, 295 nucleotides. RefSeq lists its product as hypothetical. The record is from RefSeq and is a predicted model, not a curated record. The transcript has 2 exons. NCBI's taxonomy places the organism in Eukaryota, Metazoa, Platyhelminthes, Trematoda, Opisthorchiida, Opisthorchiidae. The annotation marks the transcript as partial.
AUGAACGUACGAUCAGGAAAAACGAACUUGGUGCCGUCGUCGCUAAAGGAAUGCAUAUUGUGGUCCCUAUAUGGGGACAGGCAUUUCAUCGUUAACUUACUUGAUGAUUUUGCGUCUGCGUCGUAUUCUGUGUGGAUCGGUGGAAACGAUUAUCCAGUUGCCUCUGGGAAAGUUCAGUCGUUUUCUGUCUAUGGGCUGAAUCCCUGCAAGUUUCACACUGUUACCCUGCGUACUGUGUCAGCUUCUAAUAAGACCAGCUCGGAGGCUUGUGGUUGUGGAACCACGGAGGAUGAAG